AUGGCUUCAGUUGAGUUAAGGGAACUCAAGGAUUUACUAGAAAAAUGUUUCAUACGCCCCAGUGUAUCCCUGUGGGGCGCUUUGGUACCUUUCGUGAAGAAGAAGAAUGGGUCUAUGCAAUUGUGUAUUGACUAUAGGGAGUUAAAUAAGAGUAUCAUAGAGCAUGUGGAGCAUUUGAGGAUUGACCUUGAGACACUAAGAGAAAAGAAGUUACAAGAGAUCACCUAUUUGGGACACGUGGUGUCAGCAAAAGAAAUUUCAAGUGAUCUGGCAAAGGUUGAGGUAGUGGUAAAAUGGCCCAAGCCUAAUAAUGUUAAUGAGAAUUACCUGACCCAUGAUCUGGAACUUGCAACAGUGAUAUUUGCUUUGAAAAUAUGGAGUCAUUAUCUUUAUGGUGAGAGGUGCGAGAUUUAUACAGACUAUAAGAGCUUGAAAUACUUCUUCACACAGAAAGAGUUGAAUAUGAGACAAUGUAGGUGGUUGGAACUUUUGAAGGACUAUGAUUGCAGUAUUAACUACCAUCCUGGCAAAGCAAAUUAG
Molecule: messenger RNA, 540 nt
Organism: Juglans regia (Persian walnut)
Lineage: Eukaryota; Viridiplantae; Streptophyta; Magnoliopsida; Fagales; Juglandaceae
Exons: 3
Coding region: 1-540 (179 amino acids)
Source: RefSeq, a predicted model, not a curated record